AUGUGUAAUUUCACGACGUUACUUCUGUUGGUAUCGAUAGUCAUCGGCAUUAAAGAUGUUAUCUACCUAUACCAUAGCGAGGACGAACUCGUAUCCGAGGAGUCGCCCGAGGCCGAACCAGAGGAGUCGCCCGAGACCGAAACCGAACCCGAGGAGUCGGCAGAGAUCGAGGCAGAAUCCGAACACGAGGAGUCGCCCGAGGCUGAGGCCGAACCCGAGGAGUCGCCCGAAGCUGAGGCCGAACCCGAGGAGUCGCCCGAAGCUGAGGCCGAACCCGAGGAGUCGCUCAAGGCCGAGGUCGAACACGAAUCCGAGGAGUCUCCUGAAGCCGAGGCCGAAUCCGAACCCGAGGAGUCGCCCGAGGCCGAACCCGAGCCCGAGGAGUCGCCUGAAGCCGAGGCCGAACCCGAACCCGAGGAGUCGCCUGAAGCCGAGGCCGAAUCUGAACCCGAGGAGUCGCCUGAGGCCGAACCCGAGCCCGAGGAGUCGCCUGAAGCCGAGGCCGAACCCGAACCCGAGGAGUCGCCUGAAGCCGAGGCCGAAUCUGAACCCGAGGAGUCGCCUGAAGCCGAACCCGAGCCCGAGGAGUCGCUCGAGGCCGAGGCCGAACCCGAGGAGUCGCCCGAAGCUGAGGCCGAACCCGAGGAGUCGCUCACGGACGAGGCCGAACCCGAAUCCGAGGAGUCGCAGGAGGCCGAACCCGAGGAGUCGCCCGAGACCGAGGCCGAACCCGAGGAGUCGCCCGAGAUCGAGGCCGAAUCCGAACCCGAGGAGUCGCUCGAGGCUGAGGCCGAACCCGAGGUGUCGCCCGAAGCUGAGGCCGAACCCGAGUCGCUCGAGGCCGAGGCCGAACCCGAAUCCGAGGAGUCUCCUGAAGCCGAGGCCGAACUCGAACCCGAGGAGUCGCCCGAGGCCGAACCCGAACCCGAGGAGUCGCCCGAGGCCGAGGCCGAGCCCGAACCCGAGGAGUCGCCUGAAGUCGAGGCCGAACCCGAGCCCGAGGAGUCGCCUGAAGUCGAGGCCGAACCCGAGCCCGAGGAGUCGCCUGAAGUCGAGGCCGAACCCGAGCCCGAGGAGUCGACCGAGGCCGAACACGAGCUCGAGGAGUCGCUCGAGACCGAGGCCGAAGCCAAGCCCGAGGAGUCGCUCGAGACCGAGACCGAACCCGAACCCGAGGUGGACCAAGGGACAGUGUCACCCCAGAAAGAACAAAUGACAGUGUCACUCCAGGAGGAUCAAGGGGCAGUGCCACCCCAGGAGGACCAAGGGACAGUGUCACCCCAGGAGGACCAAGGGACAGUGUCACCCCAGGAGGACCAAGGGACAGUGUCACCCCAGGAGGAUCAAGGGGCAGUGCCACCCCAGGAGGAUCAAGGGGCAGUGCCACCCCAGGAGGACCAAGGAACAGUGUCACCUCAGGAGGAUCAAGGGGCAGUGCCACCCCAGGAGGAUCAAGGGGCAGUGCCACCCCAGGAGGACCAAGGGACAGUGCCACCCCAGGAGGACCAAGGAACAGUGUCACCCCAGGAGGAUCAAGGGGCAGUGCCACCCCAGGAGGAUCAAGGGGCAGUGCCACCCCAGGAGGACCAAGGGACAGUGCCACCCCAGGAGGACCAAGGGACAGUGCCACCCCAGGAGGACCAAGGGACAGUGUCAUCCCAGGAGGACCAAGGGACAGUGUCAUCCCAGGAGGACCAAGGGACAGUGUCAUCCCAGGAGGACCAAGGAACAGUGUCAUCCCAGCAGAACGAAGGGACAGUGUCAUCCCAGGAGAACCAAGGGACAGUGUCAUCCCAGGAGGACCAAGGAACAGUGUCAUCCCAGGAGGACCAAGGGACAGUGUCAUGCCAGGAGGGUCAAGGGACAGUGUCAUGCCAGGAGGGUCAAGGGACAGUGUCAUGCCAGGAGGACCAAGGGACAGUGGGACCCGAGGAGUGUGAUUUGGAGGGGAUGGACAGAUCUAGUAAAGAUUCCUCACUCUUAAACAAAGUUGCUAAUGUGGCACUUGGUAUUUAUUCAGUGUUUCUCAUCCCGGUUGCACUGACAUUGUUCAGUGUGUGAAGUGUUCCACUGAACAAAAAGGUCCCUUUCUACACAGUCACUUAUUAUUUGUUCAAAGACUGAUCAAAGCAUAUUUAUUUUAAA
Cherax quadricarinatus is the source of this 2145-nucleotide messenger RNA. Lineage: Eukaryota; Metazoa; Arthropoda; Malacostraca; Decapoda; Parastacidae. The record is from RefSeq and is a predicted model, not a curated record.